CUAACUUGACAUCUUACAUUGCAAAAAGCAGGACAGCGUUUCUCCAACGCACCGCCCUUCCUCCAUCACAAUCCAUUCUUCUUCUCAUAAUCAUCCAAAUCUAUAUAGUUCACUUUAUACUUAUUUAGCCAAUCCUCCAAAUUCUUUUUCCUCUCAUUCCCAUGGUGGGUUUCGAGUGAUUGUUGAUCCUGGACCAGAGCAUUUUGGAAGGCGAAAGUUUUUUCUUGUUCCUUCAUCGUCUGCGGACAACAGCCAUGUCGUUCAGAAUCAGAGGGCCAAAUGCUUCUUCUGGCAUGGGUGUUGCUGAUCACAGCAGAAACACAUUUCUGGAACUGAAAGGGAAGAGGGUACACCGUUAUGUGAUUUUUAAGAUUGAUGAAAAGAAAAAGGAGAUUGUAGUGGAGAAGACUGGUGGUCCUGCAGAAAGCUAUGACGAUUUCACUGUGGCCUUACCUGAGAAUGAUUGUCGAUAUGCUGUCUACGACUUUGAUUAUGUAACUUCUGAGAAUUGUCAAAAGAGCAAGAUAUUCUUUAUUGCCUGGUCCCCUGCGGUCUCUCGAAUUCGUGCCAAGAUGCUGUAUGCCACAUCCAAAGAAAGGUUCAAACAGGAGCUGGACGGAAUCCAUUGUGAGAUUCAGGCUACUGACCCUACAGAGAUGGACCUUGAAGUGCUGAGAGACCGUGCACGCUGAGUUCUCUUAAUCUUAAAUGUUUCUUUCCUGGAUGAAAUGAGAAACGAGUGAAGAUGGUUUUCAAAACUUACAGGUUAAUGCUUCCAGCUUCUGUAUGUUAUCUGUGGUAUCCAUUUCUGGCACAGGAAACCACUUCUUAAAUAAUUGGCACCUGGCGACGCUGAUUCAAAGCUCUGGUCUAACAUUGUCUGGCGUUUUAAGGUUCUGUAUAUCAUUUCUUGUCUUCAGAUACUAUUCAUACAUUUCAAAAUCCAGAGUGGUAUAAUUAGGUGGUUUCAGACAACUAUUCUUCUCUUCUGCUUGGUUUGAGUUUUUGCUUUUGAUAUUG
Ilex paraguariensis (yerba mate) is the source of this 1020-nucleotide messenger RNA. Lineage: Eukaryota; Viridiplantae; Streptophyta; Magnoliopsida; Aquifoliales; Aquifoliaceae. The record is from the annotation of a GenBank genome assembly.